AACCCGGGUUGACCAUUGGUUGACGGUUUUGUGUUUGUUUGUUAUUAUUAUCUAUAGUAGUCUGUGCGUGCGGUGAAUGGAAUUGCCUGCGGCAUCGCGGCGCUGCUAAGUGUUAUCGAAUAUUAUUGUUUCUAAUAAAAAAUACAUAAUCACUAAACUUCACCGUGGAUUAGACCGGUUUCAUAGGACAAAAGUUAUGAUUUAAAUCAAGGACUUCAGACGAAAAAGUGAAAAGUUUAUGUAAUUUCUAUAAUGCAUUGAUAUGUAAAUGCAUAUAGCGUCGAGAGUAAACAGAUAGAUCUCUUAAUAGUUUCCCAUAAUCCAGUGGUAAUAAUUAGCUUGUAGGCGGUAGGUUUAUAAGGUAUGGUCGUGUUAUCGAUACUGCAUAUGCGCGCCUGAACACAAAGGAUGGCGGCCGGGACCGGCUGGCCGGCGGCGCUGCUGCUGGCGCUGCUCGGCUCGGCGACCUCCGCCUCGAGCGCAGGGCCGGAGGCGGACGAGGAGAGCGGCUCGCCCGCGCCCUGCGCCGCGCCGCAGUUCGCGUGCGCCGACCAGCUGCGCUGCCUGCCGCCGGCGUGGCGCUGCGACGGCCGCGCGCACUGCGCCGACGCCUCCGACGAGCUCAACUGCACCAACCCCAACCCUUCAUGUCGCGGCGACGAGUUCCGCUGCGCCGUCAGCAACUUCUGCCUGGCGCCGAGCUGGCGCUGUGACGGCGAGCCGGACUGCGGCGCCCACGACGCCUCCGACGAGGACCCCUACAUGUGUCAGAAGGACUUCAAGUGCCGCGGCAACAGCGCGCGCUGCGUCACGCCCGUGGAGGGGCAGUUCACGUGCGUGCCCGUCAGCCAGUUCUGCGACGGCGAGCGGCAGUGCCCCGACGCCAGCGACGAGUGGGACAUCUGUGACAACUUCACGGCGGCGGACUGCGGCGCGCUGCGCUGCGAGCUGGGCUGCCGGCCCACGCACGCCGGCCUCGCCUGCUACUGCCAGCCGGGCUUCGAGCCAGACGCCGCUGGACGCUGUGUUGACACGGACGAGUGCGCGUGGGAGGACGCGUGCGCGCAGCGCUGCAGCAACACGCGCGGCUCGUACGAGUGCGCCUGCGCGGCCGGCUACCGCCUGCACGCCGACCGCCGCGACUGCCUGCCCAUCAACGAGCCCGAGGACGAGCCGCUGUCGCUGAUCGUGGUGACGACGGAGGGCGUGCGGCGCGAGUGGCCGGACGGCGGCGCGCGCUCGCGCAACCACUCGCUGGCGGCGCUGAACGUGCGCGCGCUGGACUUCGUGCACGCCGAGCGCAGCGUGUGCUACGUGCACCACAACCUGAGCAAGUCGGGCAUCGUGUGCGUGGACGCGGACGACUUCGCGCGGCGCCGCUCGCUGGGCGCGCCGCCGCUGUUCCCCGACGUGGCGGGCGCCAGCCACCUGGCGCGCGACUGGGUGGCGGGCAACUGGUACGUGGUGGACGGCGCGCGCGAGGCGCUGUACGUGUGCUCGCGCGCGCUGGCGCACUGCCGGCUGCUGCUGGACGCGGCGCUGGGCAAGGUGCACGGCUUCGCGCUGGACCCGGGCGCGGGGCUCAUGUUCUGGACGGUGUGGGGCGCGGCGCCGCCGGCGGUGGAGCGCGCGGCGCUGACGGGCGCGGCGCGGGCGGCGGUGGCGCGGCUCAAGCUGGUGUACCCGUCGGCGCUGGCGCUGGACCCGGCGGCGCGGGCGCUGUACUGGGUGGACGCCUACCUGGACUGCGUGGAGCGCGCCGACUACAGCGGCGCCGCUCGACGCACGCUGCGCCGCGGCUACGCGACGCAAGAACUGCAACACAUUUCGGUGCUGGGCUCGACGCUGUUCCUGCCGGUGUGGCGCAACAGCUCGGUGGCGCUGGUGUCGCGGCUGGCGGGCGGCGGCGCGGCGCGGGCGCUGGCGCUGCCGGCGCGGCCCACGGGCGCGCUGGCCUUCCACGCGGCGCGCCAGCCGCCACACCCGCACCCCUGCGCGCGCGACAACGGCGGCUGCCAGCACCUGUGCCUCACCGCCUACGCGCGCGGCGCCCCGCUCGCGCACUGCGCCUGCCGCCACGGCCACCGCGCCGCCGGCCUGCCAGCGCGUGCGCCUGCCCGCCUACCUGCUGCUGGCGCGCGGCGCGCCGCCGCUCGUGCAGGCGCUGGCGCCCGAGCCGCGCGGCGAGGAGGCGGCCGCGCCCGUCACCGACGCCGCGCGCCCCACCGCCGCCGACGUCGACGUGCCCGCCGACUACCUCUACUACUGCGACGUGCACCGGUACGAGAUCGUGCGCCAGAAGCUGGACGGCAGCGGGCGCGAGGUGUUCGCCGGCCGCGACGUCGACAACUGCGAGGGCUUGGCGGUGGACUGGAUGGGACGCAACCUGUACUGGACGGACGAGGCGCUGGGCACGCUGAGCGUGGCGCGGCUGGACGCGCCGGCGCAGCGCCGCGUGCUGGUGCGCGACGACGACUACCAGCACUACCACCCGCGCGCCAUCGCGCUGCACCCCGCCAACGGCACGAUGUACUGGUCGGUGUGGGCGGGGCGCGGCGCGGGCGGGCGCAUCGAGGCGGCGCACAUGGACGGCAGCGCGCGCCGCACGCUGGUGGCGGCCGCGCUGCACUGGCCCGCCGGCCUGGCGCUGUCGGAGCGCGGCGAGCUCUACUGGUGCGACACCUACCUCAACAAGAUCGAGCGCCUGGCGCUGGCCUCGGGCGAGCGCUCGCUGGUGGCGGCCGACGCGCCCGACGCGCCGCUGCUCAAGCCGUACGGGCUGGCGCUGCACGAGGGCGCCGUGCUGUGGAGCGAGCACGGGUCGGGCGCGGUGCGGCGGCGCGGCGCGGACGGCGCGGUGGCGGAGCUGUACCGCGUGCCGCCGCCGCUGUACGGGCUGACGCUGGUGGCGGCGGCGGCGCGGCGCGGACACAACGCGUGCUCGCGCGACAACGGCGGCUGCGCGGAGCUGUGCCUGGCGCGGCCGGGCGGGCGCGAUGCGCGUGCGGGAGAACCGCGCCGGGCGCCGCCGCGCGUGCGCGAGGAGCGGCCGCGGCGCCGCGCCCGCCGCCCUGCCCGCCCGGCACCCACGCCUGCUUGAACGGGUCGACGCGCUGCCUCGAGCCGCAGUACGUGUGCGACGGCGACCGCGACUGCGCCGACGGCUCCGACGAGGACUCCGCGCCCGGCGGGCCCUGCGCUAACGUGACGUGCGCGGCCGACCAGUUCAUGCGCUGCGACACCAACCGCUGCAUCCCCAACUCGUGGGUGUGCGACGGACAGAAGGACUGCAACGACGGCGCGGACGAGGCCGCGGCCGCGUGCUCGCGCGCCGCCUGCCGCCCGCAGCAGUUCCAGUGCGCCGCCAGCCGGCGCUGCAUCCCGCUGUGGUGGCGCUGCGACGGCGCGCCCGACUGCGGCCGCGGCGACGCCAGCGACGAGCUCGCCUGCGCCGCGCGGCCCUGCAGCGCCGCCAUGUUCCCCUGCGACAACGGCGCCUGCCUGCCCUGGGACUACCACUGCGACGGCCACGCCGACUGCGCCGACGCCAGCGACGAGCGCGCCUGCGCCGCCGCGCCGCCCGCGCCCGCGCCCGCGCCCGCGCCCGCCUGCGAGGAGCACGAGUUCCAGUGCAACAACUCGGAGUGCAUCCGGCGCGAGUUCCGCUGCGACGCGCACGUGGACUGCCGCGACGGCUCGGACGAGGCGGGCUGCGCGGCGCCGGGGCCCGCCUGCGCCGCGCCCGCGCUGCGCUGCGACAACGCGACGCGCUGCGUGCCGCUGCACCAGCUGUGCGACGGCGCGCCCGACUGCGCCGACGGCGCCGACGAAGCCGACCGCUGCGGCGAGCCCAUGUGCGCGGUGUCGGCGUGCUCGCACGCGUGCCACGCGGCGCCGGGCGGGCCCGUGUGCGCGUGCCCGGCGGGGCUGGCGCUGGGCGCGGACGGCGCCACGUGCGAGGCGCGCGCCGCGUGCGAGGCGUGGGGCGCGUGCGCGCACGUGUGCGUGCCCACGCGCGCCGGACACAAGUGCGCCUGCGACGCCGGCUACCGCCUGGCCGACGACGGCCGCAACUGCAAGAGCACGGACGGCACCACGCCGCUGCUGGUGUUCAGCAACCGGCACGAGGUGCGCGGCGUGGAGCUGCCGGCGCUGACGGCGCGCGCGCUCAUCUCCUCGCUGAAGAACACCAUCGCGCUGGACUGGCGCCGCGACCCCGCCUCGGGCCUGCUGCAGCUGUACUGGACGGACGUGGUGGACGACAACAUCUACCGCGGCACCAUCGUGGGCGGCGCGCUCAGCGGCAUCGAGCCCGUGGUGCGCCAGGGGCUGUCCACGGCCGAGGGGCUGGCGGUGGACUGGGUGGCCGGCAACCUGUACUGGGUGGAGAGCAGCCUGCACCAGAUCGAGGUGGCGCGGCUGGACGGGCGCUACCGGCGCACGCUGCUGGCGGGCGACAUGGACAGCCCGCGCGCCGUGGCGGCCGACCCGCGCCUGGGCUACCUGUUCUGGAGCGACUGGGAGCAGGCGGCGCCGCGCAUCGAGCGCGCGUCGCUGGCGGGGCGGGCGCGGCGCGUGCUGCUGCGCGUGGACGCGCUGGCGGGCGGCGCGUGGCCCAACGGGCUGGCGCUGGACUACCGCGCGCGCCGCCUCUACUGGGUGGACGCGCGCUCCGACUCCAUCCACACCAGCACGUACGACGGCGCCGACGCGCGGCAGGUGCUGCGCGGCCACGCGGCGCUGUCGCACCCCUUCGCCAUCACGGUGUUCGAGGCGCACGUGUACUGGACGGACUGGCGCUCCAACAGCGUGGUGCGCGCCUCCAAGUGGGACGGCAGCGACGUCACCGUGGUGCAGCGCACGCUCACGCAGCCCUUCGACCUCAAGGUGCUGCACCCCAGCCGCCAGCCGCCCGCCGCGCGCAACCCCUGCGCCGGCGGCGGCGGCUGCUCGCACCUGUGCCUCAUCCACUCGCCCGCCGAGCGCGACUGCGCCUGCCCGCACCUCAUGCGCCUGGCCGCCGACAACGUCACCUGCGAGCCGCACGAGAAGGUGCUGCUGAUCGCGCGCGCCGGCGAGAUCCGCGGCGUGGACCUGGAGGCGCCGCAGGUGCACAUGAUCCCCACGGUGUCGGGCCCGCACGUGACGCAGCCCGCCGGCCUGCAGUUCGCGGCGGCGGCGCGCGAGCUGUACUGGGCCGACUCGGAGAGCAGCGAGCUGCGCGCGGCGCCGCUGGCGGGCGGGCCGGCGCGCGUGCUGGCCGACAGCGGCGUGGAGCAGCCGCGCGGCUUCGCGCUGGACUGGGCGGCCGGCGUGCUGUACUACACGUCGCGCGGCGCGCUGCUGGCGGCGCGGCUGGCGGGCACGCACACGGCGCAGCUGCGGCGCCUGCACAACGCGUCGGCGCUGGCCGUGGACCCGCGCCGCGGCCGCCUGUACUGGGCGGCGCGCGAGCCCGACGCCGAGCGCCUCACGGCCGCCACGGGCGCCGCCACCCGCCCCCGCGCGCUGCUGGACUCGCGCGCCGACCCGCGCCUCGCCGGCGUCACCAGCCUGUGCGUGGACGUGGACGCCGACCGGCUGUACUGGGUCAACAGCGGCUCCUCCACCAUACAGUACAUCGACGUCGCUACCGGUAAAGUCACCACGCUGGAGCUGGGGCGCGGCGCGCGGCCCACGGCGCUGGAGGUGUACGGCGACACGCUGGUGUGGGCCGACGCGGGCGAGGCGGCGCUGCGCGCGUGCGACAAGCUCGCCUGCGGGGCCGCGUCCGCGCGCGUGCUGCGCAACAACACGGAGGGCGUGGUGGCGCUGCGCGUGUACGACGCGGCGCUGCAGCGCGGCGCGCCGGGGCCCUGCGCGCGGCGCGCCCGGCCCUGCGCGCACCUGUGCCUGCCCGUCAGCGAGCACGACAGCGAGUGCCGCUGCGCCGCCGGCUACGACGCCCGCGACACGGCCUGCAUCGCCGUGGACGAGGUGCUGGUGUACUCGCUGAGCUGGGAGCUGCGCGGCGCGGCGCUGCAGGAGCCGGAGCCGGAGCCGCGCGCGCUGCUGCCGCCCGUGCCGCAGCUGUCCGUCGCCUCCGCCAUCGACUACGACGCGGCGGGCGAGUGGCUGUUCUGGGUGGACUCGGAGGCGGGCGCGGUGUGGCGCGUGCGGCGCGACGGCUCGGGGCGCGCGCGGCUGGCGGCGGGCGGCGCGGGCGACGCGGCCGACUGGCCGGCGGCGCUGGCGGCCGACUGGCGCGCGCGCAACCUGUACUGGUCCGACCCGCGGCGCCGCCUGCUGCUGGUGGCGCGCUACGACGGCGCGCACCGCUACGUGCUGCUGGACACCGAGCCGCUGGCCGUCACGGCGCUGGCGCUGGACCCGGCCGCCGGCUGGCUGUUCCUGGGCGGCGGGGCGGCGUGCAGCGCGCGGCCGACGGCUCCCGCG
Messenger RNA from Helicoverpa armigera (cotton bollworm), 6435 nucleotides. Its product is annotated as prolow-density lipoprotein receptor-related protein 1. NCBI's taxonomy places the organism in Eukaryota, Metazoa, Arthropoda, Insecta, Lepidoptera, Noctuidae. Gene Ontology annotation, molecular function: protein binding; calcium ion binding; hormone binding. Gene Ontology annotation, biological process: receptor-mediated endocytosis. The annotation marks the transcript as partial. Gene Ontology annotation, cellular component: apical plasma membrane; plasma membrane; signaling receptor complex. The transcript is spliced from 18 exons. The record is from RefSeq and is a predicted model, not a curated record.